This is a messenger RNA of Clunio marinus, 186 nucleotides long. Lineage: Eukaryota; Metazoa; Arthropoda; Insecta; Diptera; Chironomidae. The record is from the annotation of a GenBank genome assembly.
AUGUUGAAACGAAAAAAGGUGAAUGAAAAGUUUUUCAAUUUCAAAUAUUGCCAUGUUCUUCUUAAAGCUACUAAACACGUUGUUUUAAAGUUGCUACCUAGAAACAGUUCUACAAAUAAACAUAAUCUACAAAGAGAAAGGAGAAAGGAAUGGAGAACAUCAGCAAAUGGAAAAGGCAAGAAAUAG